AUACAUGUAAAGAUCUCCGUACUUGGCACACGCGCCGCCUUCGUUCAUUGUUGCGUUUCUAUUACAACUUGUAUUCAUGAAAAUAAUACGUGUUUGUUGACACAAAUGUAAAGUUAAUAAUGUAUUUAAAAAAUACACAGUAGAGCUCCACGCGCGACACAAGUAGUUUUAACCAAGAAUUUUCUUUUUUUUACCUCCUUUUAAUUUUGAUCGACGAGUGUGUAUGUAAAUAGAAAAUGAGUGGAAAAUAUGGAGCGACGGAUGUUAAUGGAACAACCUGUGAUAUUCAAGAAGAAAUCGUCGUAGAUAAUGAAGUUGAUUCGAGUGCAUCGUACAAGAGAAGAUGGUGGCGUGUCAGUCAGAACGUGCUUUACGGACUAGGGCAUGUUUACAACGACCUCUGCGCUGCGAUGUGGUUCUCAUACAUGCUGCUUUUCUUUCAAGCAGUCCUGGACAUGAGAGCUGUCGUAGCUGGAGCUAUGCUGCUUCUAGGACAAGUUGUAGAUGCACUUGCAACCCCUGUUGUGGGAGUUUUGGCUGAUAAAUACGGAACUAAGAAGGCAUGGCAUUUGACUGGAUGCAUUUUAGUAACAGCGACAUUCCCGUUGCUGUUCAUUAGAUGUUGGGGUUGCUGGUUUAAUGAAAACACACAGUAUUUGUACUGGUGGAUGCCACUAUAUUAUGCGGUCCUAAUUAUAUUUUUCCAAAUUGGUUGGGCCGUGGUACAAAUCUCACAUCUGGCUAUGAUUCCGUCAAUCACCGACAACCUUCAAGUUCGUGCCGAAUUGACUUCUAUUAGGUAUAUGGCUUCUGUGAUGUCGAGUCUCACUGUUUACCUGAUAACUUGGGUUGUUUUGAGGGCAACAACCUACAGUACAUUCAUCAGCCAAACAGAUGAUUACAAAUUUCGGGACGUCUCCUUGAUAAUUUCUGGUUUGGGAGUAAUAUCUUUCAUGGCCUUUCAUUUAUUUUUCAAACUUCGAAGAGAAGAUAAAUCUGGCAAAGGAGCACCCGUUGUCCAGAACGGUAAUGGAACUUUCGUCCACCAAGACAACGAAGCAGCGAAAUUACCCGCUAAAUCUAAAAUUAUGUACUUCCUGCGAAUGCCGUUGUUAUAUCAGACCAGUUUAUUAUAUGUAUUUUCUCGUCUGUAUUGGGCAUUGAGUCUUGUGUACGUGCCAUUGUUCUUGGAGGAACGUUUAUCUGUGAACCCGAGUGCAGGAUCAGAGCUAGUUGCGAGUGUACCUCUUGUGCUUUACAUUUCAUCGUUCUUUUUCUCGCUACUACUCAAGAGCAAGAUUAACAGUUUUGGCAACCAGGUGGUGUAUUUCAUUGGGAGUUGCUUAAGCUUAGGAAGCUGCCUGUGGAUUGCAUUAGCCAUAGAUCCGGAAGCGAGCAUAGUUCAAAUCUACAUGGUCGCAACACUCAUUGGGGCAGGAAGCUCAAUCACGCUCGUCUCCAGCCUAUGUGUCACAGCAGAUCUCAUAGGGCCGCACUCACACCAAAGUGCUGCCAUCUAUUCUAUAGUGACAUUUGCAGACAAACUUGUUACGGGUAUAGCUGUCGUCGCUAUUCAGAACUAUAAAUGCGAUGAUGUUGUGGAUUGUCCUCAAUAUUAUCGAGGGGUGCUCACGUACGCAUGCGGCGGAAGUGCCGCACUUGGCAUAUUGUCUUUGUCUCUCACUAAACUAAUUUCAAUCAAAACUAAACCAGAGGUGUAAUGUAUAUUAAUGUUGUCCCUAUGUCAAUAAUAUUUUUAGUUAUAAUAACACUAGAAUCUACAAUUGUGUAUAGUAUCAUAAUA
Molecule: messenger RNA, 1804 nt
Organism: Bombyx mori (domestic silkworm)
Lineage: Eukaryota; Metazoa; Arthropoda; Insecta; Lepidoptera; Bombycidae
Gene: Bm-re
Product: major facilitator superfamily domain-containing protein 12-like
Biological process (GO): carbohydrate transport
Cellular component (GO): plasma membrane
Molecular function (GO): symporter activity
Source: RefSeq, marked provisional